GUCCCCUAAGGAACUCUCCUUCGCUCACUCACUCGCCUGCCACGCAGACACAACCCUUGCCUUACCCUCUUACCAACUUAUGAUACUCUCCUCGCUACCUAGGUGUGCCCUCUUUAAAGAUUCCCGACUUUGCUGCCAAUGCUGACUCCUUGCAGCCCCACACAACAGCUCAACAACAUUCUCUUCGGUCCACUUGCAUUCCUCCUCGUUGACACAGACCGUCCUCCUUAGGGUCACUCCGAUUCUAUACAGAACACCUCUCUCAUCCGAAUGGGAUAAAUCAUCAUUACUGCACUUGGAUCCAGGUCGCUGCUGGUCCUUCAUAUACUAGAGAAAAACAACAGUUCAGGAGUCGCUCUCCUCUGCCAUAUACCAUACAUCAUCUGAUUCUCCAGGGUUUCCGGGACAUUCGUCACCAUAAGUUUUCCCAUCAAUCGCCAUGUACGCUUUGAAGACACCGUCAUUCCUCCGGCCCACCAGCCGACCUUCUUCCCCUGCUCCACCCGUUCGUCAAGACUCGGCCCCAGUCGCUGACCGUCCCUCAUUCACUUCUAUGCUCUCUUUCCCUACCUUCAAGCGUACUGCGUCUCCUUUGGUCAAGUCUGCAGCUACAGUCGUCCAAGAUGGCUCCUAUAUGGAUGUCCUCAACCUCAAGCUGAGCGAAGCUGUCACAAAAGCACUAAACCAUCCGACCGGGCCAGGACCAGCCAAUGAGUUGCUCAACGGCAGGCGGCCGAUUCCCGCUGGUCGUGGACGGGCAUUGGGCGAACUGAUUGUUUCGGAACUCAACGCAUCAUGCGAAGAUUCAUAUCUCCAUCGCGCAGUCAUCCGGACAUUACGCCGUCCCCUCUCCGUCCUGGUUAAUAACAUGUCGACCAACCUUCUGCCUCUAAUUUCCUCUUCCGCUUUUCUGUUGCCAGCUGCGCCCACGCAGCAGAACCCCAACUUGAACCCUACACAAUUACAUGCGGUCGCUCUAGCCACAUUUGCUGGUGAGCUGGUCGACGUCUUCGAUCAAAACGGGUUAGGUCAAGAAGCGGAUUCGCGAGGGGAUGGUCUCAGAGUCACCCGAGAUGGCCUCGUCUCCAUCGUCAAGCGAGUCAUUGAACCGCUUAUGAACGCAAUUAGGAAUGAACCUAUGCCACACGUCGAGGCUCUCGAGAAAGCCAACAAUGCCAUGACACUUCCCUCCAAUGCCGGUGUGGCUGCCAAAUCCGCUGGUGCUACCAAGACCUUGGUGCACCCAUCCAUUGUUUUCAUGCAAAGCAUGGUUCCCAUCUAUUCUCGUGCCGUUGCUCGUUACGCUACGUCAUCCAUCAGCGAGAGCAUGCUCACUUCUCUCCUUCUCUCGCUUAUAUGGAGAGGCCUGGUCGCACUCUCCAAUCGACCUAAUCCUACGCCAUCUCCGCCCACCUCACCUGCCCUUACAGCUGCUAGUGUGACGCUCAAGGUCAAGGACCGAAAGCGUCGUGGUUCAAGCGAGACACCUCCCACCACGCCUCCUGCGAGCAGAUUCACCCUCAAGUUGCCGCCUUCUCGGCCACCUUCACCUCCGUCUCUGCAGAGCUACAAGGGCUCGACCGCAGCAGGUGAUGCAAGAACUUUGUAUGACCUCAUGUGGUCCCUUCCGAAGCCCUCUGAGAGCAACAGGCUCGCAUUCGAGGCAGUCAUGGACGCAUUCGACGCUCUCAGUUCUCUGGCUGCGUUGUUGGACUCUGUCCAAGCUAGGCUCAAGUCCAAGGUGGUCGCUGACCCGAACGAGUUGGCAAGGGAUUUGGAAGUCGUCACUGUUGACUGUCCAACCCUCGUUGCUUUACCUAUCCUCCUUCGGACCUACGUCUUUCCCGUUCUAUCGCCAGCCCCAGCAUUGCUCAGCGCUGAGGGAACUCAAUUGACUGAGCGGACUGUUGCCUCCAUGCUCGGUUUGACAGAAGCCGUGUACAGGGCUGGGUGCAUCUCUGGGUUCAGUAGGGCGGAGGAAUGCACUAUCGCAGUGGGCCAGAGGAUUCUCGCGAUGUUGCGUGAAGAGUUGGCGCAAGUGGCUAAUGCCAAUGCGAAUGCGGUUUUGAAGGAGGCGUAUGUGGUGUUGAAUUGGUUGGAACGCGAGAUAGCUAUCGUUUCUGCUGAGGCUGCGGAAAGCCAUUGACUAUAUGGACCCUUGUGCCUAGUUCCAGAAUCGUUUUUUCCUCCUUCUGUCAAUUGCAAUCAUUAUCUUAUGAAGGCAUAUUAUCUUUAUUCGAGUAAUUAUGGAUGUGAGGUUGGUUCUAGAUCUGUGUUCUUGGUUUUGGUAUCUUACUACUACUACUUCUUACUGUGUCGUAUCAGUUUCGAAGCCUCUCCGUUCUUCUCUUGAAGUGUUUGUUGUCGUGCCACAUUGGAUUAAUAUCUUUACGAUAUAGCACAGGUCAACUUGAUGUAUCAGUACAAUGUAGAGCAUGAUGAAAAGUAAGUUAUUUGUCACGAACUUUGGUCUAUGGAUGAUGUAUGAGCGU
Molecule: messenger RNA, 2492 nt
Organism: Somion occarium
Lineage: Eukaryota; Fungi; Basidiomycota; Agaricomycetes; Polyporales; Cerrenaceae
Source: the annotation of a GenBank genome assembly